This is a messenger RNA of Microthlaspi erraticum, 1338 nucleotides long. The record is from the annotation of a GenBank genome assembly. NCBI's taxonomy places the organism in Eukaryota, Viridiplantae, Streptophyta, Magnoliopsida, Brassicales, Brassicaceae.
AUGGAUUUUACGCGGUUGGGCAGGAUCCUCAAAUCCGAGUCAACCAUAAAGCCAAAGGGAUGUCCUGGGAUGUGGAAGUUUCCUUAUAAUCUCGCGAACUGUUGCAUCUACAGAGUCCCUGAAGUACUACGUAAAGUAAACGCUGAAGCAUACACUCCCCAACUAGUCAUCAUUGGACCUCUUCACCAUUAUUUAAAAACUCAAGCUCUCAGGUCUCUUGGAGAUAUCACAAACACAAAGUCAAUGGGCUACGUAAACUUGGAAGAGCAUAAGAAGAUUUACCUUGCUAAAUUCGCAGAAAGGGUUGAUGGGAAUGAAACCAUUACUGGAUUCAGAAGAACAAUCCAAGAAGACGAAAAGAGAAUCAGAGAAAGCUACUCGGAGUCAACGACUUGGAUUGAAUCUUCAGAGUUCGUGGAGAUAAUCCUGCUCGACUCUGUUUUCAUACUUGAGUUCCUUUUAAGGAGGAAUCAAAGAAUUCGUAGAAUGAAAACAGGGGAUCCUCUCAUUGACGAGCUUUGUCUUGAACUGACAAUCAUCAGUGAUCUCAUGUUGCUAGAGAAUCAGCUUCCUUACUUUAUCCUCCAUAAUCUCUUUCAUCCAAUCUUCAGUAGAGUCAUGCCGAAUAAGACAUUCCGCGAAUUAAUCAUCUUCUGCUUUGGAUAUAAAAAUAAGAUCAGAGACGACUCAAAUUUCAGACAUUUCACUGAUUUGGCCAGGUGUCUCCGCGUUGAAUCACUUGAAGCGCCUGCUCAACGGGUGUUCAAGCACUUACAACAUAUGUUUAACGCGGAUGAGCUACAUAAUGGGGGAGUGACAUUCGAGGCGUUGGAAGACGAGUCCUCGCUGGAGGUGAGAUUUGAGAAUGGUUGUUUAAAGAUGCCUCGUCUUGUGAUCCAUGAUACUUCGGAGAUGAUAUUGAGAAACAUAAUGGCGCUUGAACAAUGCCACUACCCUUACACCGCACAUGUCUGUAGUUACGUCGACUUCCUGGAUCACCUCAUUGACACCGAUAAAGAUGUUGAGUUGCUUGUCGAGAAAGGGAUAAUUAAAAACUGGAUUGGGGAACCCAGUUCAGUUGCAAAGAUGGUGAACAAGCUUGGUUUGGGCAUCGCAAAUGCUGGCUCUUACUAUUCUGAUACAGCGGUUAAAGUCAACGCUCACUAUACAAACCCACGCACUAAGUCAGUAGCCAUCCUGAAACGCGUUUAUUUCGGUAACAUGUGGUUUGGGACGGCCACCGUCGCCGCCACGUUACUAUUGCUAAUGACACUCGUCCAAGCGGUGUCUUCAAUCUAUCAGCUUGUGCAGGACAAAGACCCAGUCAAGAGGUCAUAG